Ostrinia furnacalis (Asian corn borer) is the source of this 3972-nucleotide messenger RNA. RefSeq names its product Golgin 97 (gene Golgin97). Gene Ontology annotation, cellular component: Golgi apparatus. Bases 246 to 2234 code for a protein of 662 amino acids. Lineage: Eukaryota; Metazoa; Arthropoda; Insecta; Lepidoptera; Crambidae. The transcript has 15 exons. The record is from RefSeq and is a predicted model, not a curated record.
UUCAUUCACGUCAAUCCAAUCAAGUCAAUUUCUCCGUUUUUUGGUGUGUGCGACGAUGAAUUUAUAGUUUCUUCUAUUAUUUGAGGGGUUUCAGAAUUGAGAUUAGCAUCGUUAUUAACCGUAUAAUGCAGUGAUGUGUGUUUUCAUAAGGAUAUAAAGAUGUUAGGCGUUGAUCGACGUUUAUAGUGGUUGUAUUAAUUGGUAUUGAACUUGCUUUUACCAGCUCGAAAUUUUAAGUAAGCACGAUGUUUGCGAGCUUGAAGAGUAAAAUAAAGGAGGAGACAGGCAGUGACCUCAGCAAGCUGACUAGCAGUUGGCGAACAGGUGCUUUCCUUGGCCGUAUAUCUCUCAGAGAUGAUUCAUCAACAGCAAGUCCUUCAAGUUCAGGAGGACCUGGAGAUUCUACAUCGGAUUCAAUAUCCCCACAACUGGAGUCAUACCUUACGGAGAGAACGGGUGGGCAAGUGGAUCAGACAGCUCUACACCUUGAGGCGAAGCUAAGAGAGAGAGAUGCUUACUGGGAACAGAAAAUAGAGGAGCUAAAACUAUCUCUUUCAUCAGCACAGGGCGAAGAAGCAGCGGCGGCGCAAGCGGUGGCCCGCGCGGCGCAAGCGGAGGCAGCUAAGGCGACGACUGCGCGAGACUCCGCCGAGAGGCAGCUGGCCGAGCUGAGGGAGCGACUGGCCGCCGUCGAGCGGGCACAGGACAGGCUCGACACUGUUACUGUGAGUGAUCAGUCAAGUUACAGCACUUCUUGUGCUGUGUAUAAGGCGACGACUGCGCGAGACUCCGCCGAGAGGCAGCUGGCCGAGCUGAGGGAGCGACUGGCCGCCGUCGAGCGGGCACAGGACAGGCUCGACACUGUUACUGAGGAAUUAGAGCAGGCCCGUCGGGAAUGGGCCCGCGAGCGGGGUUCUCUAACCGCAGCAUUAGGCGAGGCAGAUGCAAGGGCCCGGGAUUUGGCGGGUGAAUUGGCGAUAGUCCGGGCCGCAUUGCCGCCCGAGAACCCGCAUCACCACAUGCACGACGAUGACAAACGCGAAGUGACUCCGUCUGGAUGCGAAGACUACGACCGCGUUUGUCGCGAGCGAGCUGUGCUUACGAGACAGCUGCAAGAGGCUAAGAUGGCGCUCGCCGACGUCAAAACUUCCUGGAGCGGACAGAUCGCGUCCCUCGAGACACAGGUGGCGCGACUAUCGCGCCAGGCGGGGGAAGAAGGCGCGGAGAGGCGGAGAGUGGAAAUGGAGAAGAAAGAGAUGCAAGAUAAACUAGUCAACAUGGCCGCUGAAAUCGAAAAGACUAAACAGAAUUUGAUCAAUAGUGAAGCUAAGGUGGUGCGUUUGAACGGCGAGGUUCACUCCCUGGCUUUGGAGGUGAAGGCGCUUCGGUCCGCCGCGGGACACGCCGGCGAAAAGACGAUGGAACUAGAGAGCCGGAUAGAAGCGCUGACCGCGGAGAAUUUGGAGCUGUCAUCGGCUUUGGAGAACGAGCGGACUCUGGUGAAGAUCCUGCGUGAGAAGGUGGAGAAAGCUCACCGGAGGAACGAUGAGCAUCAGGCCGAGGCGUGUCGGCUCAGCGCGAUGAUAGCUGAUAUGCAGCACGACUGCGACCGCAUGCAGAAGAACUACGAUAAAGAGAAACGCGAGAAAGACGAGGCGUUACUACGGAACGCGCACAUGUCGCAGAGCAUAGAAAUGAGCCAGUGCAACGUGCGCUACCAGGAGACUGAGAUCACCGACCUCAAGGCAAAAGUCGUAGAGCUCGAGACGCUCAUAGCACAGCAUAAAGAGAAUCAAGCGGCAUGUAUGUUAAUAAAAGAAAACGAAGAAUCGCGAAAGUCAGAGAUAGAAGAAUUGAAAAGAAGAAUGAACGAAAUGGCGGAGAGCGAAAGUACACUUAAAAAGACUAUACAAGACUUAGAAACUGAAAUCUGUGAUAAAAAUAAGAAAAUAAAAACCCUAGACAAUCGGAUAGCAGACAUGAAGAAGACACUGCAGCGCGAGCUGCAGAGCAGCAAGUCAGAUCUCACCACCGCCGAGGAGCAGGACAUUAGUAGACGAUACCUAAAACACGUGGUCCUCCGCUUCCUAACUGCGCGUGAGUUGGAAGCGCGGCAACUAACUCGAGCGCUGUCAGUUCUACUGCGUCUAUCGGCGCACGAAGAAGCUUUACUACGCGCUGCGUUACCACCCCGCUCUGGAUUAGCUGCCUGGCUGCCCUCCAGAAACACCUGAUGCGUUACUUCUAAUUUGGACCCUAGGACCAGUGGGUAAAGACUAAAGCCCUACAUUUACUCAGAACACCAGUUUUUUAGUGCCACGCCCCGAAAUGCGCUUUAAUAGACUAUAUCUUGGUUUGAAGCGUGCGCCGUCUUGUAAAUCUCAAAUCGUUAUCGUUGAAACGUCAAACGAAUUCGUUGUAGCGAAGUAAGUGAUAGAUAAAAGCCCUAACAUUUAUUUGUGAUUUAUGCCACGUCUCGGAAGCGCUUUAAUAGAAUAUAAUUUUAUUCGACGCGUAUUGUAAAUCUUGAUCCGUGGUCCCUAAGAUGGCGAUUCGUUGACCAUAUUUCGAAGUUAGUGAUAACAAUAAUAGUUUCCGAUACAGGUUAAAAUGUUGUUGAAGUAGUAACAAAAGCUUACUUAGUUUGUUACGGGUGCUUCUAUAGAUUUAAUUUGAGGUGGAUAAGGAAGCAGGAAUCCUUGGUGCAGUAUAUCCAGCGAAUUCCAUACUCACAUUUUGUAUUGUUGUGUGUUCGUUUCCUUUGAAAUCACUUAAGCAGAUUCAAUUAAUUAUAGAUUUGUCAAUGUCCAUAUUAUGCUAAUGAUAGAAACCGUUGCAAUCCAGUUCACAUUACAUUCUCCAAAUCUCAGCUGAUCCACACCGCCGGUUUUCGGCGGUUCGGCGGCUUAAAUGUAAAGCGCUUUAAAGAACAAUUUGUAUGUAUGUAAUUUGUGUAAAGUAGAAAAUACGACGAGUAAUAGAUAGUAUUGAAAUAUUUGGCGAAAGACAUUAGGUAACAUGUUAAAGUGAGUGUUCCUGAUAUUAAGUGACAUACAGUUUUUUAAAGUAUUAUUACAGAGUAUUAUAUGGGCACCGUGCGUUAAGUGAUGCCACAUCGUGUAACAAAUUGCUAGAAACAACUUUAUUUGUAAGAAAUUGGUUAAAUUUUCACUGACUAUGAUUUAUUUCGUAGUUGUAUCUAUUUAUGUAUCAUAUUUUAAUGUCCAUAGUUUGUUUAUUCACGUUCUCCCUUGACCUUGCUGCCAGAUUUUUUUAUGUAUUCCUCAAUAUUUAUUUAUUAUGUAAUAAUUAACUUAUCACACUAACCAUCCAUGGUAUUUAUACUGGCGGCAGCAUAUUCAUCAUGUAUUGUGAAAAACAACUCAAAAUCAUGAACUAAAUUAAUUUGCGAAUAAUUAAGAUAAGUAAAGUUGUUUAGUGAGCUUUAGGUAUAGUUAGUUAUAGAUUUAAAUCAUUGUUAUUGUAACCAUAAUUACCUAUGUAUUGGAAGAUUUAUGGAAGUUGCCUUAAUAGUUGCUAGUCAUUUUGGCGUGUGGUCGUUAUAAAUUUCGAAUUUUUAUUAUUUUUCCUUUGUUUUUCUUAAUAAUCGUAUAUUUCUUUGAAAACUGAAAGUCUUACGUUUAUUUAUUUUUUGUUUAAAUAUGAAAUUAUUGUUGUAACAUGGAAGGAUUUGAUUUUUAAUGCUUUUUCUGUUGUGAAGGAUAGAGGUGAAAAAACACUGCCCUAUGGUACUCCACUUAAGCUGCAAAUAUGCUACUGACUAAGAAAUAAGUAGGUAACUAAGUACAUAUAAUAAUGUUGUAACUAUUUCGACGAUCUGUACAUAGUCUUAUUUAUAUUAAUGACCCGUCGCAUUUUCAAAAUAAUUAUGCCUAAAGAUAAAAAGACAGUUUAUGUAGUAAUGCACUUGGGUCCUGAAUGGAAUGAUAAUACAUGUUAAUUUCGUUUAAU